GUUCACGUGGACCAAUGAGAGUGGAAAGCGACAGAAGCAGCCCUCGGUGUGUUCAGUCAUGUUCAUGUUCCGUUUGCUUGAAGAAGACCGGCUGCUUCUGAGCGUUUAAUAAAACAGUCACCAUGAGGCUGACAUCUAGUAAUGCUAGAGGAGCUUCAUUCAGCUACGUAACUCUGACGCUUCUCCUGUGGAUGCAUUGCUGUCACAUAGCCAGUAUUUUUGGCCAAGAGUCUGCCUUAACUUUGGUGGAGAAUACAGAAGGAGGAGAAGAAGAGGAGGUGAGGGUUGAUGAAGGAGAUUUAGAUGCGGUCCAGCCUACUGAGGAUUGGCAAACUCUCAAACCAGGCCAGGCCGUGCCAGCAGGGUCCCAUGUGAGGCUGAAUCUACAGACAGGGCAGAGGGAGGUCAGACUGGGAGAAGAGCAGCUGAAGUACUGGACACAGGAACACGGGGAGGCUGAAGAGACCCAGUCCUCCUUCAGUCCUGAUGAGCUCAAACGAGCCAUGAAGAAAAUAAAGGAGGACAUGAACCCUGACUCUGUGGCGUAUAAGUAUCGUCCCCUUGAAGAGUUAAAGAGAGACAUGGCACAGCUGGAGCUGCUGGUGGAGACAGAUGCUCAGAUCAUGAGGCGACUGUUGACCCAGUUUAACAGCAGCAACUCGACCACAGAGCAGAGGCUGAACAUCCUGCUGGAGCUGGAGUACCUGGUGCAUCAGGUGGAUAAUGCUCAGACCCUCUGUUCACUGGGAGGUCUCCAGUUUAUGCUGGAAGGUCUGAACAGCUCUGACUUCAGAUUACAGGAAAGCUCUGCCUUUGUCCUGGGAUCUGCUUUGGCCAGUAACCCAGUGGUUCAGGUGAAGGCUGUAGAGAGUGGCGCUCUGCAGAUGCUCCUUACCACACUGGCCACUGCACAGCCUUUCCAAGUCAAAAAGAAGGUUCUGUUUGCAGUGGCCUCCCUCUUACGUCACUUCCCCUACGCACAGCGUCACUUCCUUUCACAUGGAGGGCUGCAGGUCCUAUCUGAGCUGUUCAGGGCAGAUGGAGGGGGAGUUCUGCGCACACGCAUUGUCACCAUGUUAUAUGACAUGAUCAGUGAGAAGGAGUUGAUCUCUCAGGCAGGUCUGGACCUGGUGCUGGAUGCCUCCCAUGAGGAGCGGGUGCGUCAGUACUCUAUGGUGUCCUUGCAGGAAGAGCUGCUGGAGAAGGGCUGGUGCAGUCUGGUUCCACAGCUGCUGGAGUCCACUGAGCAUGACUACAGAGAAAAAGCUCUGCGGGCUUUGUUGGCGAUGGCUCCUGUAUGUUUGGAACAGUACCGCUCAGACAGCUCUCUGCUGGGCUCCCUGCUCUCUCUGAGAGACCAGUACCAGGACAUGGCCCAGUCAGAAAUGAUUAUAGGAGAUGAGAACAGCUACUUUGCAGAGAUUGUAGAACUUAUAGAUGCUCUAGAAGUCAAAAUGAAGUGACGAGAGGAUUGUACAGUGUCACAGGAGGACACACAUGUUGGGCUGACCCUAUGGAUGGUGGAUCCAUAGGUUGGUCAGUAUUAACUUGACCUAAGACUUCAUUGAUGGCCUUAGAAUGUGUGUAUAAUGUGUUUAUAUUUUUACUUUCUGUUGAUAAUUACACAAUAAAUGAAUGAUUUAAAAUGAA
Molecule: messenger RNA, 1650 nt
Organism: Micropterus dolomieu (smallmouth bass)
Lineage: Eukaryota; Metazoa; Chordata; Actinopteri; Centrarchiformes; Centrarchidae
Gene: sil1
Product: SIL1 nucleotide exchange factor
Exons: 12
Coding region: 123-1463 (446 amino acids)
Source: RefSeq, a predicted model, not a curated record